GUGAAUAUUAGUUCUUGAUACAAAGGGAUACUUUUCGUUGGAAAACGUUUGCAGUAGUGGGAAGGGUCCGUGACUCAGGCAUAGUAUCCCGUAUGACUCUCCUCUCCCGUGUUGAGAUUUUGCUGGGUCAUGCAAAUUCUGGUUACAAUCAACCAGGCGUGACGGCUUGCAUUACUAGAGUAAACAUGCCUCAGACAAAAUGGAGAUUACAAUCCAAACCUCCAGCUUUUUGGAUCCCUCCAUCAUCUUUUCUGUUGUAAUCUUGUUGUUGCUAAUCACCUACUGGUACGGUACUCGCGCUUUCUUGCUUCUGAGCCGAUUGAAUGUCCCGGGUCCUAAACCUCUACCGUUUGUCGGCAAUCUUCUCGAGGUUCGCAAAUAUGGAAGCGUUCACUUGAUGAUGUUGGAUUACGUGCGAAAAUACGGCAAAGUCUUUGCUGUAUCCCUCGGCAUGAAGCCAUCUUUAGUCGUAGCAGAUCCCGAAAUGCUGAAAACGAUCAUGGUCAAAGAGUUUGCCGUGUUUCACAACCGCAUGCUUCCUACACCUCCGCCGCCCAUGAAUUCAGCCGUAUUCUCCGCGCGCGACGAGACGUGGAAGCGAAUCCGCAACAUCCUGACGCCCUCGUUCAGCGCGAGAAAGAUGAAACUGAUGGUGCCUCUGAUAGAGGAAUCCUGUGACGUGCUGAUGAAGAAACUAGAGGAAAUAGCGGAUACUGGUAAAACAGUGAACAUCAUGGACUGGUUCAGUAUGCUAACAUUGGAAAUUAUCAUCUCUACUGCUUUUGGUAUUCAAGCCAACGUACAAACUGACCCAGAUGAAACACUUCUGACAAAAGCAAGGCAAUCCUUUCGAUUCCCCUUCAUUCUGCGUAUUAUAGGCCGCAUGCCUCUCAUCAGUUCAAUUCUCCGAUUAGUCAUGCGUCUGAAAGGAGGGAUGGGCUAUUUUGGAAAUAUUGCUUUGGAGAUGAUCCGUCAGCGGCGAGGAGAAGGUGGCACCAGUCGACAGGAUCUGAUGCAACUUAUGCUGACCGCCCAUGAAGAAUCCACACUCCAGGGCGACAGCAAACUAACAGAUGAGGAAAUUGUCGCACAGUGCGUGGCAUUUUUAUUGGCCGGUCAUGAGACUUCAAUGAUCACUCUUUCUACCAUUGCAUACCAAUUGGCGUUAAAUCCAGAAAUUCAAGAGCAGUUGCGAAAAGCUAUUUUCCAGUUCACUGAGGAGAAUCCAGAGGCUUCCCUUUACGAGAUGUCCCAUAGUAUCGAGUAUCUUGACUGCGUCAUCAACGAAACUCAGCGACUGAGUCCUCCGGCACAUCAGUUGAACCGAGAGUGCGGCCAAGAUUUCCAAAUAAAGGGUAUUUCAAUUCCCAGCGGUACAGAGAUCGUUAUUCCUUUCUAUGCCCUUCAUCACGAUCCCGAUGCAUGGCCGGACCCGGAGAAAUUUGACCCUGGAAGAUUUCAAGGCUCCGCUAAAGAUACCCGUCAUCCAUACCAGUACCUUCCGUUCGGUGCCGGGCCCCGGAAUUGCAUUGGAAUGAGAUUUGCCCUGAUGGAGAUAAAGAUCGCAAUGGUAAAAAUCCUGAUGAAGUUCAAGUUUAUGCAGGCACCCGAGACACAGGUUCCACUUGUUAUGCACGCCGGUAACACCUUAUCUCCUCGCGAUGGGGUUCACCUAAAGAUUGGGUCCAUAUAGAAACUUCUCUAGAAGUUUUGUCACCUCCCACUUCAAGUUUGUUUUCGUCCGUGAGAUAUCUUAAACCCUGUCUAAACACCCGCAAAACCGGUUUUGCUCCUCCCUGUGAGUCUUUUCCAAUCUUCACCAUUUUCAUACUCGCCGUAGACCCCCCUCAUUCGCGCAUUCGAUUAGCCAACUAAAAGUUAAGAAUUAUGUACUGCUCAACGAUUUAAGAUUAGAAUAUUUUUCCUAGUUGAUAACUAGCCUAGUCACGAGAAUAUGAAUCAUCUUGGCCUUGAAUAAUAGCUGCUCUUGCACAAAGGGAGAGCUCCGUUGGACCCGCAAAAAAAUGAGUCUCCAUCUCGCUUGGUCCGCGCACGAAACGAACGAAAUCUGACACCAAAGAAAGGGGGGUGGGGAGGGCAAAA
Molecule: messenger RNA, 2103 nt
Organism: Stylophora pistillata
Lineage: Eukaryota; Metazoa; Cnidaria; Anthozoa; Scleractinia; Pocilloporidae
Product: cytochrome P450 3A29
Molecular function (GO): steroid hydroxylase activity; oxidoreductase activity, acting on paired donors, with incorporation or reduction of molecular oxygen; heme binding
Source: RefSeq, a predicted model, not a curated record